Molecule: messenger RNA, 1344 nt
Organism: Boleophthalmus pectinirostris (great blue-spotted mudskipper)
Lineage: Eukaryota; Metazoa; Chordata; Actinopteri; Gobiiformes; Gobiidae
Product: cholecystokinin receptor-like
Exons: 5
Coding region: 1-1344 (447 amino acids)
Biological process (GO): neuropeptide signaling pathway
Cellular component (GO): membrane
Molecular function (GO): gastrin receptor activity; neuropeptide receptor activity
Source: RefSeq, a predicted model, not a curated record
AUGGCUCUAGACGCGGUGAACGUGAGCCGCGUGGACGCUCCGGGAUGCGGGAACUUUACGAACGUGAGCGCGCUGAGUCCGGACUGUAACCAGACCAACACGAGCGCGACCGGACUCAUCAAACCCACCGCCAAAACCAAAGAGAUGGACUCGUUCCGUAUCCUGCUCUACACUCUGAUCUUCCUCAUCAGCGUGUUUGGGAACCUCCUCAUCAUCAUCGUCCUGGCCCUGAACAAACGCAUGAGGACGGUGACCAACUCCUUCCUGCUGUCGCUGGCGGUGAGCGACCUGAUGAUGGCGCUCUUCUGCAUGCCCUUCACCCUCAUCCCAAACAUCCUGGAGGACUACAUCUUCGGAGAGGCCAUGUGCAAGAUCACCGCCUACUUCAUGGGCAUCUCCGUGAGCAUCUCCACCUUCAGCCUGGUUGCCAUAGCGAUCGAGAGGUACAGCGCCAUCUGUAACCCGCUGAAGUCUCGCUCGUGGCAGACGCGCUCUCACGCCUACAGGGUCAUCGCUCUGACCUGGGCUCUGUCCCUGCUGCUCAUGGUGCCGUACCCGGUGUUCAGCGCCAUCAAGAGCUUCAACAAACCCGGAGGGGUCAAAGGUCACAUGUGCAGACUCAUCUGGCCCAGCGGCACCGCCGAGCAGGCCUGGUACAUGAUCCUGUUGUUCGUGCUCUUCUUCGUUCCUGGUGUGGUCAUGAUGGUCGCCUACGGACUCAUCUCCAGAGAACUGUACAAGGGAAUCCAGUUUGAACUGAACCAGAGCCAAGAGCCCGCAGGUCAGCAGAACGGUGCAGCCCGCCCCAUGAUGUCCGACGACGACGACGGCUGCUACAUCCAGAAGAAGACGCCCUCCUCCGUGGAAAUGCCCACCCUCUCCGCAAACGCCAACGCCAACGCCAACGCCAACGCGGGCAAAACCGAGCGCGCGCGUAGCAACACCUCCCAGGCCAAGCUCCAAGCGAAACGCCGCGUCGUGCGCAUGCUCAUGGUCAUCGUGGCUCUGUUCUUCAUUUGCUGGAUGCCGCUGUACAUCGUCAACACCUGGAAGGCGUUCGACCCGAAAACGAUCAUGAAAGCUUUAUCCGGCGCGCCCAUUUCCUUCAUCCACCUGCUGUCUUACACCUCGGCGUGCGUCAAUCCCGUCAUUUACUGCUUCAUGAACACGCGGUUCCGGAAAGCGCUCUUCUCCACCUUCUCCUGCCUCUGCAACCAUCGGAUCUGCAACCGGAAAAAGGAGCACCACGACGACGGGUUCACCGCCAUGUCCACGGCCACCUCCAUGGCGACGUCCAUGUCCAAGUUUAGCUACACGACGGUUAGCUCGGUGGCUACGUGCUAA